Messenger RNA from Prunus dulcis (almond), 819 nucleotides. Its product is annotated as protein yippee-like At4g27740. Lineage: Eukaryota; Viridiplantae; Streptophyta; Magnoliopsida; Rosales; Rosaceae. The record is from RefSeq and is a predicted model, not a curated record. The transcript has 2 exons. Bases 347 to 664 code for a protein of 105 amino acids.
UCAAAUAUUUCAUAGGCUUCCGUUGAAUUUUUAAUCAUUUUAGUUAUUUUCAUCAACUACUAGUCUUGUACUAUUCACAGUCAACGGUCUUGGUUUUGUGAUCAUAUCUUUAUAAAUAUGAUUGCCUCAUGCUGUCCAUUCUCAUCUUUGGGUGGAUAAGGUGUUGAUCCUACAGUACUACUCCAUGUAGGAAGAUUUCAACUUUUCUCUUUCCGUUGUUUAUCUUUCAGAUUACUGGCUCAGUCUUUUUAUAUCCUCAUCGCCUGCAUACACAGUUCAUCCUUUGUAUUGUUGCAGUGGGAUCUGAUUUCUGUUUUCUUGGUGUUGAAAGCUUUCAGUUUCAGAAAUGGCGCAAUUUGGUGGAAAUCCCUUCUUCAGUUGCAGAAAUUGCCAAAAUCCUCUUGCGCUGCGUGAUGAUCUUGUAUCUAAAAAGUUUGUGACAAAAUCGGGGGCAGGAUAUAUGUUCUCUCAUGCAAUGAACAUCAUUGUGGGACAAAAGGAGGACAGGAAGUUGAUGACUGGCGUUUUCUCUAUAGCUGACAUAUUUUGCAGCAACUGUGGGGAGGUCUUGGGUUGGAAGUACGUUCGAGCUUAUGAAAUAUCUGAGAGGUACAAGGAAGGCAAAUUUAUAAUUGAGAGAGCAAAGAUUGCCAAAGAGUACUAAUAGUAAUUCCCCCCCAUUACAAUUUACAAGGCACUUUGCUGCUCAUAAUAAUUCCAUUUGGAAACUCUUUUUUCACUUGUUUGUUUGUUGAGAAAUGUAGAUUCUCAUCUUUUUUAUAUUUAUAAUUUGGGACAAAUUUGGAUUCGGAGGCGCAA